Molecule: messenger RNA, 914 nt
Organism: Nanorana parkeri
Lineage: Eukaryota; Metazoa; Chordata; Amphibia; Anura; Dicroglossidae
Gene: QDPR
Product: quinoid dihydropteridine reductase
Exons: 7
Coding region: 87-806 (239 amino acids)
Biological process (GO): L-phenylalanine catabolic process; tetrahydrobiopterin biosynthetic process
Cellular component (GO): cytoplasm
Molecular function (GO): NADPH binding; 6,7-dihydropteridine reductase activity; NADH binding
Source: RefSeq, a predicted model, not a curated record
UUGCUCUGUCUUAGUUGACAGCAGACAGGCAGAGUUCAGUGGUGAUCAAAGACAGCACUUUACCCCACACACACACACUGUGCAGGAUGGCAGCUGAGGCACAGAGAGUACUGGUAUAUGGAGGGAGAGGAGCCCUGGGCUCCAAGUGUGUGGACUACUUCAAAUCCAAAAACUGGUGGGUGGCAUCCAUCGAUGUGACAGAAAAUGCAACUGCCAAUGCCAAUGUUUUAGUGAAAUUGUCAGAUUCUUUCACCCAGCAGUCUGAAGAGGUCACGUCUGCAGUAGACCAGCUCCUUAAGGGAGACAAGGUGGAUGCCAUCCUUUGCGUAGCUGGCGGCUGGGCUGGAGGCUCUGCAAAAGCCAAAUCAUUUUAUAAGAACUGCAACCUGAUGUGGAAACAGAGCGUUUGGACCUCAACCAUAUCCAGCCAUCUUGCCACAAAGCACCUUAAAGAAGGCGGCCUUCUCACCUUGUCUGGUGCAAAUGCUGGGCUCUCCGCUACCCCAGGUAUGAUUGCUUAUGGCAUGGCAAAGGCGGCUGUUCAUCAGCUGUGUCAGAGCCUCGGCGGUGAGAAGAGUGGACUGCCAACAAAUUCUGCUGCUGUAGCCAUACUCCCCGUUACCUUGGAUACGCCAGCCAACAGAGCCUCCAUGCCUGAUGCAGACUUCAGUUCCUGGACACCAUUAGACUUUAUCGCUGAAACAUUUUAUACCUGGACCACUGGGGAUAGCAGGCCAAAGUCUGGCAGUCUUAUUCAGGUGGUCACAGAAAAAGGGAAAACAGAACUUGUUCCUGCACAUCUGUGAGAUGGACGGAUCUUCGCUACAGGGGAGUCUGUGAGCUACCCUUUUUUGUCCUUGAAUUGUGGUCCGUUUUAUUUUUACAGCUCAGUUUAAGCAUAAAUAACACUCUGG